UCCGGGUAGCUCUGGAGGGGAGGCUCGGAUAGUUCCCUCCCAGGCCCUGGAGUUCCUCCGAAUAUGGGGCCGCUUGCCCCAGAAGCAGAUACGCGGGGUCCCCAUUUCGGGGUAGCCGAUACGCGAACGCUUCAGGCUUCGGCGAGCUCUGAUCUCGACAAGACCCGGACAGAGGACGAGCAGCGACAGCGACGUUUCGCAAUCAAAGGUGGUGUUUUUCUUGCUACCGUCGCUACUGCAGGAAUGCUAGCAGGUUUUGGUAUGACACUGGCUGUGACGAAGAAGAAAAGUCCCAAUUGGUUCAAUAAGGGUGUAAUUGCCACAGCAGCUUUGCCAGAAAGUGGCUCUUCCCUUGCUUUACGGGCCCUUGGAUGGGGUUCACUCUAUGCUUGGAGUGGAGUUGCAUUGAUCAGCUUUGCUAUCUGGAAGGCUUUGGGUGUUCACAAUAUGAAUGAAUUUCGGAACAAAAUGCAGUCAUUCUUUCCAUCAGUUAAAAAAACUGCAGUAAAUUCUGUUGAAUGGGAGGAUAUUUGGAAAUCUAAGUGAACGUCAUAUGGAGGAAUUUGUACUAAGCCUUACAAAACCACAGAGGAAUUAAAAUAUUCGUAUUCAUAAUGGCAGGCAGUCAGUAGUAUCAGCACAUGCCCCCUUACUUUUUCAGGCAAAAGUAAAAUUUGCUUUUAGUAGUUUUCACUUUAGUGAUGAUAAGUGCAGAAAGAGAUUAAAAUGAGCAUGAAGCUUAGUUUGAAAAUGCAUGCUCAAUAUGUGGUAAUAAAACAAAGAAAUUAACCCUAAAGAAGACAUGAAUUGUUGACCAAGUUAAUGGGUAAUAGUAUCCGUAUCCUGUUCCCUCCAUCACAGUGAUUCAUAGCGGUUUUUAAAAGAUGGUAUAUAAACUACUAAAGCAGACUGAACAAUGCUUGUGAAAAAUUAUACAAAUAAAGUGAUGGUCACUAAAUUUUAUUCUCUAUUCACUGGAUUAGCAUGCAUUUUCAAGAACCAGGACCAUAAAUAUUCUCAGUGCAAACACAACAUAUGGUAGAUCUGCUUGGCAGUCCAUUUCUGACACUAGUUACAAUCCAAAGAGAGAAAUCGCUGGGCUUUUGCAAAUCUCAGAUUGGUUCUCCAAACUCUGAUGUAAUCCAAAGAGAACAAAAGUUUGUUCUGAACAAACAGUCUCUUGGGUUGCAGUAACAUUCCAAUCAGAGACAAACAGUCCUGAGCUGGGAUAGUUGUUGUAAAGCAAGUGUGGAAAUGGAGAAAAGGAACCAAUUUUCUUUUCAAAUUUUGGUGUACCAAACAAUUCUAAAGUAAUAUUAUUUGAGAAUAGCCGUGACUAGGUAGGAAGGAAUUGGAUUUGGUGCUAUUCCCAGAUCUACGGGAGCCCACCUUACAAGAGAGUUUAGCAGUUAAAGAACAGAGCUGAGCCAUUUCAGUACGUUAAUAUGAUGAUGAAACUGUGAAGAGUUCUUUAGAUGUAUCAGACACUGAAUAUCUUUUGAACCAGAGGAUUAACAAACUGCUGGUGUUUAAUAUAUAUAUAAAAAAUGGUAAAACAGUAUUUAAACCUGUCAUAGAGGGAAGUGAACAGGAGAAUCUGAUCUGGGGAGAAUCCUCUCUGGAGAAGAAGGUGAAAAUUAUUCUGAUCGUUCCAAAUGUAAAUCUCGAUUAAAAAGUACAAUAAAAAAUGACAGGUAAAGAAAAAAAAAAAACAGAAGGAAAACCCCUGCAAGGACUCUCUCAGCCAGAAUGGACAUUUGUAUGUUUAAAUCUAGAGAAGAACGUGGAUAUAACAAGCACUAUUGACAUUCAAAGGAUGAAAAAAAAACCUAAUGGUAUACAGCUUUAUCAUGGUAGAAAUGUUAUAGGAAAGAGAGAAGAGACUGUUACUAAAGGGGUGUCAUCUUACAUGCUGAAAAAGCCAUGUUCUCACAUACACCUACACAAUGCAUGUUCGUGAUAGGAUGAAGCAUAGGAUUUUUACUUGGUCAAAUCUUGUACCUUAGAACAGUUGAUAAGGAGCCUCACAGUGACAGUCACUAUCUAUCUUUGGAGUCCCCAGAGACAUUCCUUGAACAUCAGUGUUGGGACCAGCAGCGAAGAAGAAGCUCUGUUGCUCUCCACAUUUGUGCUUUUUGCAGUUGGCCUGAUCCAGCUCAGUUUUGCUUUUGUUCUUACUAUCAUACACAACUGGCCUUAUUAGAAAUGUCAGAUGAAACUGAAAAAAAAAACCCUUGUUCCCUUCUGGCAAAUGUUUUGCCAACAGCCUGAAAUUAGAUUUAAUUUUCACCAAUUUCCUUUGUAGCACCCUUAGUCCAACUGUGCUCUAGUAGAGUUCCGAAGUUCAGAAAAAGGCUAGAAAACUGCGCCUUCCCCCAUUCUACAAAUAGAAAUUCUCCAUUCUCGGAGGGAAAGUAAUUGUAAUUGAUUUCUGCGGCUGCUUUUGAAACGUUAGAGGAAAGGAACCAACUGGUUUGAGGCAGUUUUUCUCAGUGGCCAGACCAGUUUUCAUUUUUACAAGACUAUUUGGGAGUCCCAAAGAGAUAAAUGUGGAUGGAUUUCAGCUAGCAUGUGAAUUGUGAGUCAGUACCCUAGAAAAUGUGAAACUGAUUCUAAAACAAUGUUUUAAUUGUAAGCCAAUUAAAUGCUGCCAUCUGGAAAAACAAUCAUUCUAACUGUUUAAAAUUAACGUGACAGAAGAGUAGGGGGUGUAUUUUGCUUUUGUGCCCCUCCUGUAUUAUUAGUUAAUGGACUAUUAGUUUUAAAAAAAUAGAAUAUGUAGAAUAUUUAUUUGACUGUGAUCUGAAUAUUCCUAACAUAAUGCUAGUUAGGAAUUUUCUGCCUUUCAUCACACUUGUCCCCUCAAACAUUAAGUACCUGAUUUAACUGAAAGAUAUUUUCAUGUAGUUCAAAAGGCUAAUUGUGUAUGGCAUUCCCCUAAGUUAUGGUUCAUUGAUUUGAACACUAGAAUAACUUAAAAAAACCUGUUUUUCUGAGUAUGUACAGUAUAUGAAAAAAAUCAAUAAUUGUUGUUUAGUAUAUUGGACUUAUUUACAUCCCAAAAUUAGAAAACUAAUAUACAAAAGGGCUUUGUGUAUAAAGAAAAAGAAUUAAAAAAAGAACACAAAGAAAA
This is a messenger RNA of Protobothrops mucrosquamatus (brown spotted pit viper), 3133 nucleotides long. RefSeq names its product transmembrane protein 242 (gene TMEM242). The coding region runs from base 64 to 546 and encodes 160 amino acids. The transcript has 4 exons. The record is from RefSeq and is a predicted model, not a curated record. NCBI's taxonomy places the organism in Eukaryota, Metazoa, Chordata, Lepidosauria, Squamata, Viperidae.